Molecule: messenger RNA, 5139 nt
Organism: Paramuricea clavata
Lineage: Eukaryota; Metazoa; Cnidaria; Anthozoa; Malacalcyonacea; Plexauridae
Source: the annotation of a GenBank genome assembly
GUUGGGUAUAAAGUAUUAAAGUUGUCUUUUCGGACAAAAAACUUUGGAGUUUUUCCAGGAUUUUAACAGUCUUUCCAUAAGGGAUGCAUCGUUUAUUGAUCAAACACGCUAGACAAGUAGUUACUGUUUGUAAAAAUGGCGAAACAUUGCUAAAAGGGGCUGCUAUGAACGAUGUUUGUGUAUUGAAUGGUCCAGUUAGUGUAGUUAUCAAUUGUGAUGGUCAUAUUGGAUAUAUUGGUGAAGAUACUGAAGUGUCGCAGAAGUUUGAGGAGAAAGAGUUUGAAAGGAUUGUAGAUGCAACUGAUUGUUGUCUUAUACCAGGUAGAAAUACUGUAGUUCCGGAGGGAGGCUGGGGUGCAGGAGUGGUUCUCUGGUUUAACAUUAUUAAACUUCCCCAGGGAGAUGAACGACAGUAUAAUGCAGGGAGAGGGACCAGGGAAAGUUAGUCUCCCUUGAUUCCUAUAGUCCAUAUAGUGCUUGUAAGAGUGUAAGUUGCUUUGACUAUAAUUAAGACCCAAAUUGCCACAUUCUGCACAGGUCAAUGUCUUUUAGCAGAGAAAAAUAACUUGUUUUGUAUGUGAAUUUUCUCCACCUCCUCUCUCCCCUGCCCCAACAGGCCUCAUUGUGAAACAAGACCAUGCUCACACACAGGAGGAAAAACUGUUGACAUUCUGUAGGGCAAGAUGAAAAAUUGCUUGACCAUGAUGAGAAUGUUUGUUACAUUUAGGCUUAGUCGAUGGUCACACACACCCUGUAUUUGCCGGAGACAGAGUCCAUGAGUUUGCAAUGAAGGUGAGUGCUUCUCACAACAGCAGAUGGUUGUCAACUUCUUAAUGGGUUAAGUUGCAUUGCACCCUAAUGCACCCUACUCUGUCUAACACCAGAUGAUUUUACUCAUCAAGGGAAGAGUGCUGGUGUUGAAUGAGUUAGUCAGAAUAUCUGUCCAUGUGUUUAGUUAACCCAAUAAGUUGCAUUGCUCCCUAAUGCACCCUACUCUGUCUAACACCAGAUGAUUUUACUCAUCAAUGGAAGAGUGCUGGUGUUGAAUGAGUUGGUCAGAAUAUCUGUCCAUGUGUUUAGUUAACCCAUUAAGUUGUACUGCGUCCUAAUGCAUACUUUAUUAUUUUACUCUGUCUAACAUCAGACAAUCUUACUUAAGUCAUGUUUACACUACGAGCCUAAGCCUGGCCUAGGCCUACCUUUGGACUAGAUUUUUAUAGUGUAAAUGUACUACGGCCUGGUCUAGGUCAGGAAAUCUGGGCCUAUCAGAACAGGUGUUCCAGGUUUCCUGACCUAGGCCAGGCCAAAGUGCGUUUACACUACAAAAAUCUAGUCCAAAGGUAGGCCCAGGCCAGGCUUAGGCUCGUAGUGUAAACACAGCUUUAGUUCUAAGCUUUCCUGUCUCAUUUCCUAGCUAGCUGGUGCUUCAUACAUGGAUGUCCACAAAGCAGGCGGUGGAAUACAUUUCACUGUCGACCACGUCCACAGAGCAACUGAAGAUGAACUAUUGACAAAUUUAAAAGAAAUUUUACGUAGAAUGUUACAAGCAGGUACAACGUUACUUGAAGCAAAAAGUGGUUAUGGACUUGAUACAGAAAAUGAAAUAAAAAUGUUGAAAGUUCUGGAGCGAGCAAAGAAGGAAGGGCCAGUAGAAAUAUCCAGCACAUACUGUGGUGCCCAUGCUGUUCCUUGGUAAGCAAUAUCUCAUGUUCAUCUCAUGUCCAUCUCAUGUUCAUCUCAUGUUCAUCUCAUGUUCAUCUCAUGUUCAUCUCAUGUCCAUCUCAUGUCCAUCUCAUGUCCAUCUCAUGUCCAUCUCAUGUCCAUCUCAUGUUCAUCUCAUGUUCAUCCCAUGUCCAUCCCAUGUUCAUCUCAUGUUCAUCUCAUGUUCAUUCUCAUGUCCAUCUCAUGUUCAUCUCAUGUUCAUCUCAUGUUCAUCUCAUGUCCAUCUCAUGUUCAUCUCAUGUUCAUCUCAUGUUCAUCUCAUGUUCAUCUCAUGUCCAUCUCAUGUUCAUCUCAUGUUCAUCUCAUGUUCAUCUCAUGUUCAUCUCAUGUUCAUCUCAUGUCCAUCUCAUGUUCAUCUCAUGUUCAUCUCAUGUUCAUCUCAUGUCCAUCUCAUGUUCAUCUCAUGUUCAUCUCAUGUUCAUCUCAUUCUCAUCUCAUUCUCUGCACACAUGUUGUCUAUUGAUGUUUCAUUAUUAUUUAUACUGGAUAUAGUUGUAUCAGUUCUAAAGUGUACUCUCUAGAGGUCCAGGAAGGAUCAUCUCUUAUUGAUCCAGUGUUACUACAGAAGGAAAUCGGAGUAGCUUGAGAAAACCUUAAUUAUUUUUGCUAAUAUUAUUAUUAUUUUUAACUAUAUGCAUUUUAAAAAUAAUUAUAUUAAUUAUUAAAUAAGUAAUUAUUAAUUAGUAAUCAUAACAAGUAAUAAUUAUAAUAAUUAAUUAGUAACUAUAAUUAAUAAUUAAUUAAUAAUUCUAAUUAAUCAUUGAUUUUUUUUAUACUAUGUUAAUUAUUAUUAAUUGUAUUAUGUUAUAUUAAUAAUAAUUAUUAUUUUUAUUUAAUUUUUUUAUUUAUUAUUUUGCAAUUAAUUAUUUUUAUUUUAUUACUGGAAUGAAAGCCUGGUCACAGAGAUACACCAAGCACUGUGACAUAUUAAUGUUAAUUUAUCUUUGAUUAUUUCUAGUGGUCUAACAGCAGCAGAAGCCACAUCAGAUAUCAUCAACAAGCAACUGCCAAGUUUGAAAUCUCUGCUGAGCUCAGGUGAACUUCAUGUUGACAAUAUUGAUGUGUUUUGUGAGAAAGGUGUAUUUGAGCUUGCAGAUACAGAGAAAAUACUAAAGGCAGGAAAAGAAAUUGGUCUUGAAAUUAAUUUUCAUGCUGAAGAAUUGAAUCAACUCAACUCUGUCGAGGUACAAGAUGUUAAAGUACUUAUAACAGUUGGUUGGGGCUGCAUAUGGUGUCCAAGUCAUGGUUAUCAAUAUGAAAUAGUUGUGAUCACAGAUAUGAAAUAGUUUGGAUCUAUCUUGUUUUUCUGAGCUGUAUGUAAAUCAGUAUUUGUUGGUACAGGUAUAUAUACUGUAUCAACAUUCUAUUACAUUGGUCUAUCUUGGCAUGGUAUUGCCAUUACCAAAUGAAAAGAGCUAGUAGUAAUAUUGUGUGUUAAACAGAGCCAGUAAAUAUUUCUUGUGUUGAUUCAAUUAAGAGUUCAUUUUGUUUGUAGUUAGGAGUGUCACUGGGGGCAAGAGCUGCCAGUCAUCUGGAAGAAAUCAGUGAUAAAGGAAUUGAAAUGAUGGGUGCCAGUUCUACAGUGGGGGUUGUGUUACCAACUACUGCAUACAUCUUGAAACUUAAACCACCCCCUGUGAGAAAGAUGAUAGAGCAUGGUAAGUGUUGAUAAUGGUCACCUUUAUCACCACCAUCACCAUGUUCACCAACUAUCACUGUCCACCAUCAGUAGUUAUGAUGGUACUGGAUAUUGUGAUGCCAUCAUCACCACCACCACCAAUGUCAUCACCAUGCGCAUCACUGCCACCAUUAUCACCAUAACCACCAUUGUCACCAUAACCAACAUCACUACCACCACCAACAUCACUACCACCACCAACAUCACUACCACCACCACCAAUGUCAUCACCAUCACUGCCACCAUUGGUGUCCAUAACCACCAUCACUACCAUCAUCAUUGUAAUCACCACCACUGCCACCAUCAUCACCAUCACUACCAUCACCACCAUCACCACCAUCACUUAUAUAUUUUCCCAGUGUAAAAUGAUAAAUUAUUACCAUUUCCUGCUUCCAGGAUGUGCAGUAGCGCUUGGCUCAGACUUCAAUCCGAAUGCCUUCUGUCUUUCAAUGGUAUGUACAGUAUGCAACUUCCAAAUUUCAAGUGUUUUGUUUCAUAAACUGGAAAUUUACCCUGGCAGAUGAAAAAACUCUUCAUCAAAAACUCUUUAAGACUUUAUAAUUCGUUUACGGUCUCCACAUUUUCUUUGAAGCCCCUAGUGAUGCAUCUGGCGUGUGUGACAUUUGGUAUGACAAUGAACGAGGCACUUGUAGCCAGCACAAUCAAUGCUGCAGCGUCAAUAGGACGAUCUCAUUCUCAUGGUUCUCUGGAGGUCGGAAAAGUUGCUGAUAUGUUAAUCCUGGAUUGUCCAAGGUAGUAAUAAGAUACAGUAUUCGUAAGAUACAGUUUGUAGAUACAAUUAAGUGGUGGUCCAGUGUAGGUAGUAUUCUACAAUAAGCUGUUGUGGUUUGUGUCUGAACUACCUGAAAAAGAUAUCUCAAACGUAGUGGUCCAGUGUAAGUAGUAUUCUACAAUAAGCGAUGCGGUUUGUGUCUGAACUACCUGAAAAAGAUAUCUCAAACGUGGUGGUCCAGUGUAGGUAGUAUUCUACAAUAAGCUGUCGUGGUUUGUGUCUGAACUACCUGAAAAUAUAUCUCAAACGUGGUGGUCCAGUGUAGGUAGUAUUCUACAAUGAGCUGUUUAUGUUUGAUGCUAUGUCGGGCUGAAAGAUAAUGUUCGUGUUUUCCAGAUGGGAACAUUUAAUAUAUCAGUUUGGUGGACAUGAUCACGUGAUAAAACACGUCAUAAAGAAGGGACGAGUGGUGCAUUCUCGCAUGAGCACGUGAUUAAAUAUGGACGCAAUGUAAGUUCUCAAAUUUAUUAUUAUUUAUCAGCAGCAUAUCCUGCUGUAUUUAUUCCCAUGGUAGAUGGAUAUAGUCAUAUAAAACCAUAGAUGAAUUUCCACAUUUAUUUUAAUUAUCCAUAAAAAUUCCCUUUAUUCAUACUCUACAUACGUUAACCCCAAGUUGCAAAAAAGUUCUAGUGGCAUGCAUAGAAACGUGCUGGAUAAGCUUUGCGCAUAUGAACACUUUAAAGAAACUGUUUUGUAUUGUACGUUUUUAAAGAGUUCACAUACUGCAGUAACUGUUUUAAAAGACCACCUCUAUUUGUGCAUAAAAAGUUGCAAUUUACAAUUACUACCCAAUACCUAGAAACCCGUUAUUAUUAGCACGUGACUAACCAAAUGUAGAAAAUGUCUCAGAUAAAUAAAGUUUCGAUUAACUUGCUUGCUUUUAUGAGUUUCAAAGUUACGUCACUAACAUUACAUCUCAAUCCAGUCACACAUCGAGAUCAGUGAU